AUGGAGAAGGAUCUGUCUGAGUACAACUGUCACCAGCAACGCCAGGGCAGUAUUACCAUUAAAUUUUCGAAGGUGUACGCGAUAUCCUUUUCCUGUCGGAGGACAAGCCAGGGGCGGUCAGGUCUAUUCAAUAGCGGAACACCCACGGCAAUAUUCACUGCAUACUGUGAUCAAGAGACUGAUGGAGGUGGCUGGACUGUGUUUCAAAGAAGACAAGAUGGCUCAGUGGACUUCUACCGUGACUGGAAUGCAUACAAACUAGGAUUCGGAUCAGCGGCUGGAGAGUUCUGGCUGGGUCUAGAUACACUACACUAUAUGACAUCACAAGCGGGUAGUACAUAUGAGCUGCGUAUUGAUAUGGUGUUCAAGACAACUGGAGAGAAGCAUUAUGCCAAGUGGUCAGCAUUCCGUGUUGAAGGUGAAGCUAACAAUUACAGACUACACGUUUCAGGAUUCUCAAGCCCUACCUUGGUGGACAGAAUGAGACGCCACAAUGAACAACAGUUCAGCACUCGGGCUCGUGAUCAUGACAAAUUGACAGGGGACUGUUCCAAUUCCUACAAAGGUGGAUGGUGGUACAACCGGUGUUAUGAUGCAAACCUCAAUGGAGAGUAUGGACUUCACGAUGGAUUACCACGUGGUAUAGUGUACAAAUAUCCCGGAAACAAUUACUCGAUUUUGAGGUUCGUGGAAAUGAAGCUACGAAAGCAGCUCUAAAGCUCAAAUCUACUCUCCUGGUGUAUUCUAGAGCGACAUUAACCAUUUCAAGUUUUCAUUGGCUUACCAAUAUCACAUUCCGGCUCCAUUAGAGUUUUAGUUCUUUCUGUCACUGGCUCCGUGAAGAGAUUUUGGAGGGUAGCAUUGUGAUAGUAGGGUCUGUUGGCUUCGUGUCCAAGAAGUCACAUGUAUAUUCAUUCGCUUAUGUAGCCAGGAUCUAUGUAUUCAGAAAGAGGUACACGAUGUUGCACAUGCACGUUUCACUUAUGUUUAAACUACUUACAUGUACAUGUACAUCUUCACGUUCACUUUAUAAACUUUCAUAACCCACGGAAUGUGCGAUAUUUUUUUAGUUCGCCUCCUUUUCCUUCUCAGUAAUUUCAUUCAUUGUUGACUUCAGCGCCUUUCCUACGUAAUUGUUUUAAAAUGCAUUUGUACUCGA
Messenger RNA from Sycon ciliatum, 1159 nucleotides. Its product is annotated as ficolin-1-like. The record is from RefSeq and is a predicted model, not a curated record. Bases 1 to 717 code for a protein of 238 amino acids. NCBI's taxonomy places the organism in Eukaryota, Metazoa, Porifera, Calcarea, Leucosolenida, Sycettidae. The transcript has 3 exons.